AUUGGCUACAAGACCUUCUCUGCCUCCAUGAUGCUCCUCACUGUGUACGGAGGUUACCUCUGCAGCGUGCGCGCCUACCAUUAUUUCCAGCUGCGCAGUGCCAGGCGCCAGGCGGCAGAAGAACAGAAGACAUCUGGAGUCCUGUAGAGCUCAGCUUUUGCUUCUGAGCGGCCAGGCUUGAGACGUGAAAUGGAAAGACCUCCCCUGUACGUCAUCCAUGGCAAGAACUAAGCCACGGUGGCUAUCACACCUGCUGGGCUAAAGCGCCGUGGUUUCUGUGGUCCUACCGGCUUGUGCCAUUUUGUCAGUGUGUGGAGGCUGUCAGAUAAAGGGGAAUGUGAGGAUGAGGUUUAUUACGGAGAUUAGAUAAAUAUUCUGCCAUGUUAAAAAAAAAAAA
This is a messenger RNA of Peromyscus maniculatus bairdii (prairie deer mouse), 397 nucleotides long. RefSeq names its product cytochrome c oxidase assembly protein COX14. Gene Ontology annotation, cellular component: mitochondrion. The record is from RefSeq and is a predicted model, not a curated record. Gene Ontology annotation, biological process: mitochondrial respiratory chain complex IV assembly. Lineage: Eukaryota; Metazoa; Chordata; Mammalia; Rodentia; Cricetidae.